CUCGUCCGAUCAAAGGGAGGGGAGGGUUUAGCUUUUGCUACAGCUGUUUCUACCUCCGCCUCUCAUCGAGUUAACGUAGAGACGGCGAGACAGGACCGAGUGAGUGAGGGGCGAUGGCUGCUGGAGGAGGAUGCGGGGAAACCGUGGAUCAGUACCGUGCGGAGGUAGAUCGGCUGACCCGAGAGCUUGCGGAAGCGAACCGUGAGAAGAUUCGGGCGGCAGAAUGCGGUCUUGUGGUGCUGGAAGAAAACCAGACCCUGAAGCAGCAGUAUUCCGAUCUGGAAGUCGAACAAGAGGCUCUGAAGCAAGAGUUGGAACAGCUGCAAGAGGCGUUCGGACAGGCAUACUCAAACCAGCGCAAGGUGGCAGAGGAUGGGGAGACUAACGAGGAGACCCUGCUGCAGGAGUCUGCCUCUAAGGAGGCGUACUACAUGGGCCGUCUGCUGGAGCUGCAGACCGAGCUCAAACUCUGCCGCUCCGUGGCCUCCAACACGCAGGCCGAAAACGAGCGGCUGAACGUCAUUCUGCAGGAGCUCAAAGAGAGUAAUGAAGUCUUGGAGUUGCAGAGGAGCAGGAUGAAGGAGGAGAUCAGGGAGUAUAAGUUUCGGGAAACUCGGCUGCUCCAGGACUACACUGAGCUGGAGGAGGAGAACAUCACCCUGCAGAAGCUGGUGUCCACGCUCAAACAGAACCAGGUGGAGUAUGAGGGCCUGAAGCACGAGAUCAAGGUGCUGGAGGAGGAGACGGUGCUGCUGAACAGCCAGCUGGAGGACGCUCUGCGGCUGAAGGAGAUCUCGGAGGUGCAGCUGGAGGAGGCGCUGGACACGCUGAAGAACGAGCGGGAGCAGAAGAACAACCUGCGGAAGGAGCUGACGCACUACCUCAGCCUGAGCGACAGCGUGUACGGGGCGGGGGCCCACCUCGCCCUCGACGGCCUCAAGUUCGGCGAGGACGCCGGCAGCAACACCACCACGGCCGCCAACUCGCCCAACAACGAGGACAGCAACAAGUGCAACGGGCACCUCCACGGCGGGGGGUCGCUGUCCAAGAUGAACGGGGACUACCGGCCCUCCGGCAGGAAGGGGGAGGCGCUGCACCCCGUCUCCGACCUCUUCAGCGAGCUCAACCUGUCCGAGAUGCAGAAGCUCAAGCAGCAGCUCCUGCAGGUGGAGCGCGAGAAGGCGGCGCUGCUGACCACGCUCCAGGAGUCGCAGACGCAGCUGGAGCACACGCAGGGCGCCCUGACGGAGCAGCACGAGCGCGUGCACCGCCUCACCGAGCGCAUGAACGCCAUGAAGUGCGUGCAGUGCGACAAGGACGCCAACAUGGAGCUGGACAGCGAGCCCGAGAAGGGAGACACGUCCCCCAACAGCCACGACUACGAGGUGGACAUCCACGGCCUGGAGAUCCUGCAGUGCAAGUACAAGGUGGCGGUGACAGAGGUGAUCGACCUGAAGGCCGAGCUCAAGGGCCUGAAGGAGACGUACAACCAGACGGUGGACUGCCGCGUGGAGGAGAAGACGCGCAGCGACAGCCGGCUCCAGGCCCUGGGGGAGCAGGUGGCCCAGCUGGAGCGCAGCUGCCGGGAGGGGCGCGAGCGCAUCGGCGGGCUGGAGGCGGAGCUGCGGGCCGUGUCGAGCGUGGCCGGGGAGAGCCACUCCAUGCUGAACGCGGCGCAGGACGAGCUGGUGACCUUCAGCGAGGAGCUGGCCCAGCUCUACCACCACGUCUGCCUGUGCAACAAUGAGACGCCCAACCGCGUGAUGCUGGACUACUACCGGCAGGGCCGGGCCGCCCGCAGCGGCAGCCUGAAGGGCUCGGAGGACCCCCGCGCCCUGCUGUCCCCCCGCCUGGCCCGCCGCAUCAACGCCAUGGCCUGCUCCGAACCCCGCAGCCCCAACGACUCCCCCACCAAGGAGCCGCCCCCGGACUCCUCCGGGAGGGAGAGCCCCGGCCCCGCCCGCACCCCCCUGGGGUUGCCCUUCCUCAACGGGUCGCCCCCCUCCAACUCUUCCUCGCCCCUGCUGGAGCCAGCCGGGGACCUGCGCAAGGAGCCCAUGAACAUCUACAACCUGAACGCCAUCAUCCGGGACCAGAUCAAGCACCUCCAGAGGGCCGUGGACCGCUCCCUGCAGCUGUCCCGGCAGAGGGCAGCCGCUCGAGAGCUGGCGCCCAUGCUGGACAAGGACAAGGAGGCCUGCCUGGAGGAGAUCCUCAAGCUCAAGUCCCUGCUGAGCACCAAGAGGGAGCAGAUUGCCACACUCAGGCUGGUCCUCAAGGCCAACAAGCAGACGGCCGAAGUCGCUCUGGCCAACCUGAAGAGCAAGUACGAGAACGAGAAGUCGAUGGUGACGGAGACGAUGAUGAAGCUGAGGAACGAGCUGAAGGCCCUGAAGGAGGACGCAGCCACCUUCUCCUCCCUCCGAGCCAUGUUCGCCACCAGGUGUGACGAGUACGUGACGCAGCUGGACGAGAUGCAGAGGCAGCUGGCGGCGGCCGAGGAUGAGAAGAAGACGCUGAACUCCCUGCUGCGCAUGGCCAUCCAGCAGAAGCUGGCCCUGACGCAGCGGUUGGAGGACCUGGAGUUCGACCACGAGCAGUCGUACCGCAGCCGCGCCAGCAAGGUGGCCAAGCUGAAGAGCAGCCCUCCCAAAUCUCUCCUAGAUUGUCAGCAGCCUGCUGCCUCAGUACCGCCAGUCUCCCCACAACUAAGGCGAGACAGAGCCUCUCUGGGCCGCAGUCGUAACGUUGUGAUGGCUCUCCAGGACGUGAAACAUCAUUCCAGCAGCAGCAGCAGCAGCCGCCACGCCCCCUAUGCUCCUUUCGACUGUCUAUCACCAGAGGCCCCGCCCCCUGGCCCCUAGCACCUCCCAGCGCACAGCCAGUCAUGGCUCUGUGUCGAUAAAUAACCCCCUCCUUCCCCCACCACAGGCUCCGCCCCCCUCCCCAAUCACCAGGUACUGCACAGGGCCAGGGCACCCUGCUCCUGCAGACAGUCAGACAGAGACAAUGAUGAAGCCCUCAGGACAGUGGUGACCACCCAAAACAGGACAGAGGUUAGAAGGCUGUGUGAAAGUAACAACAUUAUAACGGUCCUAACUAUUUAUUUAUUUAUAAAAUUAUUCAUUUGUAUUUAUUGGUUUAUUUAUUGAUGCAAUUAUGUAUAUUUUUGUUUGUUUAGUUGUUCGGUUGUUUUUUUAUUUAUUAUUACUAUAGAAAAUUGACCCCGCUUGGUGGUGGAACUUGGACAAAUGAAACACUAAUGUAUUGUUAUCUGUCUCUUGCUGCUCUUCGACCUUUGAGCUUUCUGUGUGUGAGAGUGGCAGUAAAGGAGGAAUUCAGCAGAUGAUCAGUGUUACAGGACCACUGAAGUGCUGUAACAGCACGGCAGGGCCAAAGUACUGAAAUCACUCCUACAUUUAACAGUGCAAAACAGAUUAUCCAAUAAUUAUGGAUUAAUUAAUCUCCUUUGCAUUUCACACACAUGGGCAUAUUCUUUCCAUAUUGAUUUCCAUUAAAACAACCAAAAUAAUCAUUGUCAGUCCCUUACAGAGCUAAAACUUGAGUGGUUAUGUUACUUUGUAUAAUCCUGUGGAAGUCUAAACAUCUGCAGUUUUGUAACAUCUCUGUGGAAAAGUGAAUUCAAAGCGCUUUCAUAGUGUAUAUUUUAUGUUUGAAAGCACUGCAAUAUCAUAAUAUAGUCUGUGUGAAGGAAACUAAUGAAGAUGGUUGUUGCAUACAGUGAUUUUUCAGAUGUUGAAAGAUUUUACAAAAUCAUACCUACAGUAACAUCACUCACUAAGGGUAUUUUUUUCAUAUACCUUUUGCAAUAUACAUAUCCAUUCAUUAUUAUUGUCUCACUAUUUUCUGUUUAUGAGGUGAUAGUUUUUUUCACUUCAGUUUGCUCAGAAUGAUUACAUAUCUAGCCAUCUUGAAUCUUACUGGUUUCUAAACAUAUUUUUGAAAUGUGCACUCAUGUUGCAAGAAGAGUGGUUUCACAUAUCAACUAAUUCAGUGAUACAGUGAUAACAUAUUCUUAUUUGAUGUGUCUUAAUCCCAGUAUGGUCUGCGGUUCAUGGGUAGAAUUAGCUUGGUAAAGGAGAGGGACUCAGAGCUCUCUCUCUCUCUCUCUCGCUCUCUCUCUCCCUCUAUCCCUCUCUCUCUCUCUAUCCCUCUCUCUCUCUCUCUCUCUCUCUCUCGCUCUCUCAGACUCCUUGCUGCAAAAGUCUGAGUCUGAGGCCAUUCAGUGUGUGCACCUCACAUCCGAGUCACAAGCACAAACAUUUAUCUAUGCAUCACAAUAAUGGUCGUGAUAAUAAUUUUUCAACAUAAUCUGGUAAAAUAUUACUAUCUCUUCAGUUUUUAAUGCGAUGAAAUGUGGCACUCCAAUAAACCAGCACGUUGUAAAAAUGCAAACAAAUCACACAUACAUUUGUUAGCAAUUAUUUUGAUAGAUUUUCAUUAUACAGCAAGAAAAUGACUUCCCUGUAUAUGGGAAUUGUAAAACCUGUGAAAGAUCUUGUUAUAUUAACAGAUUAAACUAAUCUCUUUCCAAGCCUGGAAAUAACUAUAAAAAGAGAGAUAUUGUGUAUAUGAGGUCACUGGGGUGGGCAGCACUGAAUAAAUGUAGGCUACUGUUUGUCAGUUAAAAGAAGAAGAAUUAUAAGAUACACAUUACACAGACAGCAUAAUACCUACCAUAUCAUGAUACCUUCAGCAGCACUGAAGGGGCUGUUUCUGUGGAGGGAGGUAUGUAGGCAGGCAGGCGUCUGUAAGGGAACAGUAACACUUCAGCUUAGGCUCUGUCCACUCCAUCAGCUGACCACUUUCAUUCGGGAUUCAAUCGGAAAACAAGACACAAUGGUAGCCUUGUGGCAGUGACACACCAACACACUUUCUCAACGUUUCCUGCAGAACCUGACUAAUGUUUCUGGUUUAUUUAAUCUGUGUGUAGUUACUGUAAUGCCAUGUCUCUCCGUUAUGUUGGGUUUAGAGUCCAUCCUCUUUUUAUUUCAUAAAAAUGAAGUCUGAUUCUGUAAAUGUGAACUUUGUACUAAAAUAAGGAACGAGGAAAUAGGAAGCAAUAUAAUUUUGCUUAUUUCAUAAGUAUUAUUAUGAGUAUUAUUGUUAUUACAAUCAUAGUUAUAUAUUCAUUUGCCAAGGUUAUCUCCCUCUGUGCUGUGUCAGUGUUUUCAUCCCUCAUUGUUGGAAGCCAUAUGACAGAUGCCACAGAUGCCAUUAAGCCUUUCAGAUAAUCAAACAUUGUCAAAUAAAAUGUGUAAAUGAAUGUCCAACCCCCUGGAUUUUACACUUCAUUUAGAUAUUUUUGAGUUAGAGAUUGAGGUCUGGACUGAUUUGAAAGGACUUUUUUAUACAGUUUUUUUUUUUGGUCUGGGUUGCAAAGCAUCUGAUUUGUUUGAGAGAUGAACCUGCUGUGGUUGUUGUGUAGAAACAAUUCAGCCCAAUGGGAUUUCAGUAUUUCAAGUAUUUAUUAUUCUUAAAAUUGUUUCCAUGCACUUUUAUAAAUCUUGAUUUGAUGUAGGCCUCAUUUUUGGUUGCAUUACCCAUUUGUGCCUGACUUGCUAAUUAUGUGUAACAUGUAUAAUUAUAUAUUAAUGUUUUUGUUUUCUUUUUUAUUUGAUUUGACAUGAUUUUCCUCAUUGUGUGAAUUGAGACUCAACAUGGGGUGGACAUAUAGACAGGAGACUGAUGGGUGUACAGUAUAUAUUUUUCAGUACAUUUUCACAUAGCUUACAUUCACUAAAGUGGGCCUUUCCAUUAAACACAUAGCAGUAUUUUGGAGGAGAGUGGUGUGUGCACAAUAGUGUCCACCUCUCAUGCAGACAAGCUCUUUUUCCCUGUAGCCUCCACUGAGUGAAUCAUGGUGCAAGCAUGUUUUAACACCAGGCGGAAAUCUCUUUUUCUUCUCUUGUAUGUAUGUAUAUAAUGUUUCCUAAAGGCUGGAUUUACUUUAUUUAUUGAACUAAUUGUUGUUUUAUUUUUUGAACUGAUUAUCGUUUUAUAUUUUCUGUACUAUCUGAUAGAAUGAAUGUGGUGGAGAGAGACAGCCUUCUAAGGUUCGGUUGUCAUUGUUGCUUGGAGAUGUGAAGUGGUCCAAAACUAGUAUUUGUGUUUUACUGAGGCUGUCUGUGAAGAAGAGAACUUCUCCUGGUUGUCUGCACAAUUGUAUCUCUGUCUGUGAUCUGGCCUCUCUGCUGCCAACUGGAACAGAGACACUAAUCAACACAAGAAGAAAUUUAAAAAUAAUUUAUGUAAAAAACAGCAAUAUACUGUACUGGAUUUUACUAUUAUUCUUUCUUAUUCUAUUUAAAAACAGUGUAAUACAUAGCUACCUGUUUCAAUAGAAAAUAAACAAACUGUCCCUGGACGGUAAAUGAGGCUGCCUUGAA
Molecule: messenger RNA, 6410 nt
Organism: Conger conger (European conger)
Lineage: Eukaryota; Metazoa; Chordata; Actinopteri; Anguilliformes; Congridae
Gene: bicd1a
Product: bicaudal D homolog 1a
Exons: 9
Coding region: 114-2864 (916 amino acids)
Biological process (GO): microtubule anchoring at microtubule organizing center; regulation of microtubule cytoskeleton organization; positive regulation of receptor-mediated endocytosis
Cellular component (GO): cytosol; Golgi apparatus
Molecular function (GO): cytoskeletal adaptor activity; dynein intermediate chain binding; dynactin binding
Source: RefSeq, a predicted model, not a curated record